GGAGUUCUGAGCCCCGCCCAUGGCUUUGCUGCCCCACUGUCUGGCCCUUCAGACCCACUACCAACAAAUCAGCCCAGCUUUUGCGUGCACCUUCUGCCUGGUUCCUCCAGUGUUACCACUAUAAAGAAAGUGGUUCAACAGCUCCAGCUGGAGACGGGCCUCAACUGUGUGAAGAUUUCCCAGAAGGCUGCAGGUUUGAAACAAUUCUGUCUGCAGAAUGCUCAAUAUGACCCCCUGCUGACUGCAGUGUAUCCAAGUACCAAUCCCUUUAGACUCCAGAAAGUCGGUUCCUUUUUUUAGUGAAGUGAAUCUUUCUUUUAAAAAAUGUAUGUAUGUAUGUAUGUAUGUAU
Molecule: messenger RNA, 350 nt
Organism: Phyllostomus discolor (pale spear-nosed bat)
Lineage: Eukaryota; Metazoa; Chordata; Mammalia; Chiroptera; Phyllostomidae
Product: guanine nucleotide-binding protein G(I)/G(S)/G(O) subunit gamma-5-like
Exons: 1
Biological process (GO): G protein-coupled receptor signaling pathway
Cellular component (GO): heterotrimeric G-protein complex
Molecular function (GO): G-protein beta-subunit binding
Source: RefSeq, a predicted model, not a curated record